UUUCCUUGGCGUUGCGCGGAGCGGGGAGAGGAACUCGUGCAAUAUGAAAACGAUGACAGGAUCAAACGAAUUCAAACUAAAUCAAACUCCAGAUGAUGGUAUUUCAUCAGUAAAGUUUAGUCCAAAUACAUCUCAGUUUCUGCUUGUUUCAUCCUGGGACACGACUGUCCGACUCUAUGAUGUUCCUGCCAACACCAUGAGACUCAAAUAUCAACAUUCAGGAGCUGUCCUUGACUGUGCUUUUUAUGAUCCUACCCAUGCCUGGAGUGGAGGAUUAGAUCAGCAGUUGAAAAUGCACGAUUUAAACACGGACCAAGAAAACCUUGUUGGUGCCCACGAUGCUCCUAUCAGGUGUGUCGAGUAUUGUCCAGAAGUGAAUGUCAUGGUGACUGGAAGUUGGGAUCAAACAGUUAAACUGUGGGAUCCCAGAACUCCUUGUAAUGCAGGAACCUUCUCUCAACCUGAAAAGGUCUAUACGCUUUCUGUGUCUGGAGAUAGACUAAUUGUGGGGACAGCAGGUCGGAGAGUGCUGGUGUGGGAUUUGCGGAACAUGGGUUAUGUUCAGCAGCGGAGGGAAUCAAGUCUGAAAUACCAGACCCGCUGUAUCAGAGCGUUUCCAAAUAAACAGGGUUAUGUUUUAAGUUCUAUUGAAGGUCGUGUCGCGGUAGAAUAUUUGGAUCCAAGUCCAGAAAUCCAGAAAAAGAAAUACGCAUUCAAAUGUCACCGUUUGAAGGAAAAUAACAUUGAGCAGAUUUAUCCGGUUAAUGCUAUUUCUUUCCAUAAUGUCCACAACACGUUUGCUACAGGAGGUUCUGAUGGAUUUGUAAAUAUUUGGGAUCCAUUUAAUAAAAAGCGGCUGUGUCAGUUCCAUCGGUAUCCCACAAGCAUAGCAUCACUUGCCUUCAGCAACGAUGGAACUACCCUUGCAAUAGCUUCUUCGUAUAUGUAUGAAAUGGAUGACAUUGAACAUCCUGAAGAUGGUAUCUAUAUUCGCCAAGUGACAGAUGCAGAAACAAAACCUAAGUGA
Messenger RNA from Balearica regulorum gibbericeps (East African grey crowned-crane), 1027 nucleotides. Lineage: Eukaryota; Metazoa; Chordata; Aves; Gruiformes; Gruidae. The record is from RefSeq and is a predicted model, not a curated record.